This is a messenger RNA of Wallemia ichthyophaga EXF-994, 246 nucleotides long. RefSeq lists its product as uncharacterized. The coding region runs from base 1 to 246 and encodes 81 amino acids. The transcript is spliced from 2 exons. Gene Ontology annotation, molecular function: protein heterodimerization activity. The record is from RefSeq and is a predicted model, not a curated record. NCBI's taxonomy places the organism in Eukaryota, Fungi, Basidiomycota, Wallemiomycetes, Wallemiales, Wallemiaceae.
AUGGCCCCACUCACGCUCACCAAAGCACUAAAAGACAAAAAACCAAAAUCCCAAAUCCACAAGCACUGCGAUAAACUCUCUUACAUCGCCCUAUUAUCCUUCUUGCAGCGCACUGCUAUGGAGACUAGAAUCGUUUCCCAAGAAAUCCACGGCCACGACAACAACAGGCUAAUGACACGCAGGGAAGUUGGGAGAGCAGGCAGACGCGUUUUGAGACGCGUAAAUGGAAAUCAAGAACAGCCAUAA